This is a messenger RNA of Rotaria sp. Silwood1, 2311 nucleotides long. NCBI's taxonomy places the organism in Eukaryota, Metazoa, Rotifera, Eurotatoria, Philodinida, Philodinidae. The record is from the annotation of a GenBank genome assembly.
AUGUAUGAAACAAUUCGACCAAAAUUUGUACAUACAGCUGUUAAAUAUCUUGUCGAACAGGAACUAUAUAAAGGCGAAGGUAUCAUUAUAUCCGAUGAUUGGUUGAAUGAGUAUUCUAAUGAACGAGAAAAUUUCAUUAUUAAAGAUGAAGAUAAAAAAAUUGAUGCGAAUGAAAUCAUGAAGGAAUCAGAAUUUGAUGAUAAUGAUGCCAAUUGGAAUGAAUCCGAUGAUAAACCAAUCAAUCCAGUAGCUACCGAAACAUUAUUAAAUGAUGAGAUUGAAGAUCAGAAUGAUAUCGGUAUUAAAUUUGCUCCAGCAGAGAAUAAUAGACCAAUAUCAAUUUUGAUGGAUAUGAAAGUUGAUGAAUUAACAUUUCCAAAAAUUUAUUGUGGUAAACAAAGAAAAAUCAAAGAAAAUGUUAAAUUGACUUACGCUAAAAUUGCUAAGUCAGAAUUAAGAAUGUUCGAUCGAAGAUGUGGUAGAAUAUCGAAACUAUUUUUUACCUAUAAGAAAUUGCAAACGAGAAUGUUUUCAGAUGCUAUUUCAAUAACUCUAAGAAAAACCAAAAAUACAAAAAAUGUAACUGUUGCACAAAUGCUCAAUCGAGAUUAUGUCAAUGGAUUAAUACAUAAUGAUGACGCUUUCACAUUCUUGAGAUGUGAUCGAUCAUCACCAGCAUUCUGGGAACUGAAAAAAAAGGAACUUAUGGCCAUGAACAGGCAACUAGGUUGUGCUACAAUCUUUUUGACUUUAUCAGCAGCAGAAACAAAGUGGUCAGAACUUAUUGUAAUAUUGGCUAAAGUGUUGGAAAAUAAAGUCAUAACAUUAGAAGAAGCAGAGAAUAUGAGCUAUGAAAAGACGCGUGAUUUGAUAAGAAAAGAUCCUGUAACAUGUGUUCGUUAUUUUGAACAUAGAGUAAAAUGUCUAUGGGAAAUAUUAUCAGCUCCUUCUGGUCCAUUUCAAGGCUACGAACUAGAAGACAAAUAUGUCAGAAUUGAAUUUCAAGCUCGUGGUUCACCACAUGUUCAUGCCUUGAUAUGGUUAAAAAAUGCUCCAAAAUACGACAAAAAUAAACCUGAAUCAAUUAAAAAAUGUAUAGAAUUUAUUGAUAAACUGAUUUCAGUUAGUUCGAAACCAACACAAUUUUCUGAAGAACUUAUAAGUUUGCAACGUCAUAAACAUUCACAUACCUGUAAAAAAUAUGUGAACGGUUGUAUUAAAUGUCGUUUUGGUAUUCCAUAUUUUCCGAUGAGAGAAACUAUGAUUUUGGAACCAUUUAGUGACGGCGAAAAGUUAACUAAAAAAGAACGUGAAGAAAUAAGUAAAAAGAAAGAGAAUGUAAUGAAAGAACUUGAAAAGAUAUCAAAAGAUAUCGAUAAUUCAUUAACUUUUGAUGAAUUCUUGGUACGUAUUAAUAUGAAUGAAAAAGAAUAUAUUAAAAUGAUUCGAGCUGACUUAAAAAAAGCAAAGGUCUUCUUGAAACGUGCUCCAAAUGAAAUCCGAAUCAAUGCAUAUAAUCCACAAAUAAUGUCAUUACACAGAGCAAAUAUGGACAUUCAAUUCAUUCUUGAUCCUUAUGCAUGCUUAAAGUACUGUGUUGAAUACAUCAACAAAUCAGAAAAUGGCAUGUCUAAACUUCUACGAGAAGCAUUGAACGAGUUAAAAAAAGGCAAUAACACAGUCAGAGAACGUCUUAGAGUUAUUGCAAAUAAAUUUUUGAAUUCAAGUGAAAUUUCUGCACAAGAAGCUGUUUAUCAUAUUUUAAGUAUUCCACUUUCCAUCAGUAGCAGAAGUACUGUUUUUAUUGAUACAAACAGACCUGAAAAUAGAAUUUCUAUGCUCAAAUCAGAUGAAAUUCUUCAAAAAUUGGAGCCUGAUUCAAAAGAUGUGUUUGUUGAGGGCUUAAUUGAGAUGUAUGUUAAUAGACCUGACGAAAUGAAAAAUGUUUGUCUGGCUGAUUUUGCUUCGAUGUAUAAUAUUUCAAAGAAAAACACAGAUAAUGAUCAAAUUUUCGAAAAUUCUGAUGACGAAGGUAUCACUGAAAAUGAAAGUGAUAAUAAAACUGCUCCUAUGAAAAUGAAAAAUGGUAAGGGUUGGAUUAAAAAAAGGACAAAGAAAAAAAUCAUAAGAUACAGAUACUUUAAACUACAUCAAGAUCCUGAAAACUAUUAUAGAGAGCAGCUAAUGCUAUUUCUACCAUGGACUAAUGAAGAAGAAGAUCUUAUUCAUAUAAACCAUGAAGAGAGAUUUGAAUUGUAUAAAGAUAUAAUUCAACAAAAAAGAUCUGAAUAUAUUCAUCGUGAAGCUAAUG